Messenger RNA from Daphnia magna, 2408 nucleotides. RefSeq lists its product as uncharacterized. Lineage: Eukaryota; Metazoa; Arthropoda; Branchiopoda; Diplostraca; Daphniidae. The record is from RefSeq and is a predicted model, not a curated record. The transcript has 2 exons. The coding region runs from base 259 to 2127 and encodes 622 amino acids.
CUUGUCUAUGUAUUUACGCAACCGGACGCAAGCAACCUAGAUACUUAUUCGGGACAGUAAACUACAACUGUAUAAGUAAUACGUUGCCCACACCAGUAUCCUGUAACAAGUAGGCAGCAGAAUAUGAUCAGCCGGACAGCUGUGAACUUCUGUGGCGAUCACACUCUUCAUUUAUCACUAUAAAAGCUAGAAGUUGACGAUUUCCAAAGCUCAUUGGAUUUCACACCAUUCGCAGUGAAAGUUCUCCUAACGCGGACGAUGAAAUUCGUUUUCAUUUUGCUCCUGUUUUUUUCCUCUUGGGAUCCUUUCUUCUGUGUAACAGAUGAUUUGUUCAAGUUUCGUGUAGUUUGCACCGUCUCCGACGAUACAGUUCCACUUCAAGAUACAGAGCCAGAAGACGUACUCCUGGAUGAAGUGUGUAGCGACGUACUUUAUAGGAUCUCUUCUAAGACGCGGAAUUCCUAUCGGCGGAAUUCGUUAAACUCCUCAGAUCCUGUAUCCAGAUUCCGUCAACGCCAUCCCAAGUUGCCAUUGCAAAUAUCUAUCCAUGAUUUCUUAUUGGAGGAUACACCGUCUGCAGGAGCCACAUCGUUAAUUACUUUUUUAAAGAAGAUCAAUGCCAGCGGCCUCGAUGUCAUCGUAAACCCUAAAACUAAUCUAGCAGUUCUAUCACAAUUACUGUCCAACUAUCAACAAAGCAUGUCUGACAACUCUCUUGGCAUAAGUGUCACUAUCGAUAGCCGCUUGGACAUCAGUUCAAUAAUCGAACAUGGCAUAGAUGGCCUAGUUGAUAGUCUGUUCUUUGUUCCGAGUAACCUAGCGAACAAAGAUCACGAAGAAUUUAACUUGACUACCAUAAAUGCCUUACCAAAAAACAAACUGGUGAUGGGAUUGCCAUCGGUCGUGUUCAAGAUUCCUCAUUCACAAGAUCACUCUAGCAUCCCCUCUUUUACAGAACUCUGUCAGAGUUCAAAUCUAAAGCAAUGGAAACCAAAAAUCAAAGAUGAUGAUCAAGUUAUCUGGAGUCACCCUGAGAAACAGUGGAAGUUCAGUAUGAAAAUGGGACGUGCCGUAAUCAAACAAUUGAGCAAAAUUCAUAAUAAAAGCUUACGCACUGGCAUUUUGUUAUUUGAUGUACCAUUUCGGCUGGAACGCAAUCCGAUUUGUUUCAGACACAGAAGCCUUUUUAUAGAUUCUCUACGUCAAGCGGCCAGGACGCUGGGCUAUGCAACAGGAGGACAACGCGUGAAACGAGCCCAAGAAGAGGCAAUAGCUUCUGCUGCUAGACCUGGAAUGAAACUGACGGGGAAAGCCAGUCGAUUAGGCAAAAUCCUCAUCUUUGCAGUUGGAGAUGAAGACGAACAAUUUAGAAAAUAUUACAGCGUCCAUGACGAAGAUACAUUCCUCGACAGUCCUGUUGAUAACGUCGUGCUGGGAUACGACGAUAGCGGCAAAAUUUAUGAUAUUUACCAACAGAUGCCCCGUGAACUCAGUCAACAAUCCAUUUUCAAUACCAUUCAUCAAUACUUUGUGGACAAAGUUUUAGGAGGUGGUGGUGGAAAAAUUUUUGGCACUGUUCAGGUCCAUCCACCAAAUAUUCUCGUCUAUCCAGAUGCGUUUGCAAAACAUCCGGUUCCAAUACUGGUUACCUGGGUUCGAGUCGCCAGUCCGAUUGUACGACUGCUACCGCGUAAAACACGGAAACAAUCUUCGACAUCCACCACGUCCACUACAUCCAUGCCAAGCACGAUAACCCGAAUGUGCGACAGUAACCAACGUUGUUUCAUUCCGCCGAGCCUGAUGGAAAUGUUAGAUUUGAGAUCUCCUCCACGUACAACAAAAACCACGAGGAAAUCAACCACAAUGCGUCAAACUACUAAAAAACCAUUAGUGCCUGUAAAUCCUCAAGCUAGGUUCGGUAACCUGACAAAUGCAAGUGUUGAAUCAACAGAAGGAGCGACUCUUGAAACGACGACACCUUCACCUCAAGCAUUGGACUUAACAACCUUGCCGCUAGCUAACAGCGAAGAGCCGAAACGAGGUAGAAUGUCUUACUCAUCCGAACAGCACAUCCUCUGCAAUCGGAAAUCCGCAAAUUCUUAUUUGUUUUGUAAGACUCGGAACUGAAACGGUCCAGGGCUGGAAUUCAACUUGCAAGGUUAAAACUUUACCAAUUUUUCUGAUUAACGAUGUUGUACACAGUAAUAGAUAACUUUCUCAAUAGGCCGUAGUCAAAUCAAGGGAAUAUAUAGCUACACAGGGAUACUGCGAUAUCGUAUAGAACGUAGACCAUCUAAUUCUUUUUUGGUUAAAGCAAUUGGUGACGUAGAUGUUUGUGAUGGCAAAAUUGUAAACUGCUCGAAAAUGUUCCCAAGUGGGAAAUUGAAAAUACAAAGUUUUAAACUAAA